Bursaphelenchus xylophilus (pine wood nematode) is the source of this 2303-nucleotide messenger RNA. NCBI's taxonomy places the organism in Eukaryota, Metazoa, Nematoda, Chromadorea, Rhabditida, Aphelenchoididae. The record is from the annotation of a GenBank genome assembly.
AUGAGUAGAUCGUCUGAGACAGGAUCUACUUCCCAGCCCUUUUACGACUACGAGAGUGUCCAAACACUCAAUUUGACGGCGACCCAAAGCCCCCAUCUCCAGAAUAACAAGCCCUUCUAUUCGAAUUCCAGCUCUGUCGACUCGAACGCAACUUCUUUGAGUAAUAUUACGUCUUCGCCCACGUCGCAGAUCAGUGCCAGAAGUUGUUAUCCGAUGGAUCCGAGGACGUUUCAAUUAAAGGUAUUUUAUAUUUUGACUGCUUUGUUUCCUCUUUCGAUUCUGUUAUUUCAAAGUAUGCGCACAAUUCUUCUCCCAAAGUUAUCGAUUUCGCUGCCUUAAUCUUUGUUGCGAAAUCUAUCAAUUCUUUUCCACUCCAAACUUACCAUUCACUGUCAGAUUGAGUCUAUUUCUUAUCCAAAGGGUCCAUGUUUGAGGAAAGGGAUAGUUAUUACAAAGUGCGUGUCUUUACCAUCGCUUAUAUUGACUAAUGACUUUGAUCAGCCAGAGCGAUCAUUUCAUUUAGUAAUUCGAAUCUCGCUUCCACGAUCGUUGGAGAGUAACUUGAGAUUAUUGAGACGGUUAGAAUCUUAUUUUUUAUUCGCCACUUUUUUGGAUGCCGACCCUGAAAUGUCGUGUGGUGGAGUGUCUUGGGGAAGCGUCCCCACCGAAUCACAGAAACGCGUCAAAGCUUCUUAAAAAGCAACCCUGGAGAAUUUCCUUUCUCAUCUUUUGGGGAGUCACGUUUUUUAGUUUCAGAACAACUUGUGCAUGUACGGGUCCGGUCUUCAGACGGCUUCCAGCUCAGCUCCAACAGCCCUGGAUUGGUCGCAGCAAACCCAAUUGGCCAGUUACAAUAAAGAGGGAAUGAAACAGGAGAAUGAAGAGGAGGAUGAGAAGAACAAUGUCGCCGUGUAUCCCUGGAUGACACGAGUCCAUUCCAGUACUGGUAAGUCGUUGUUUACUUUUUUGUUGGUCUUUUCCGCCUUUUCAAACAUCUAUUUUUACCGGGAUCUUUUAUUAUUAAGAUCGGGUUCACGUGCACCCAUUUACAUUCAAUUAGAUCGCCAUAACUCUUGUUUUAAUGGCUAUGUCAUCUUUAGCGAGUUUACUGUGAUUUAUAUUUCCUAACCGAGGGUUCCCUUUGAAGUGUUGCCCAUUCCAUCCGAAGAUACGGAGAUGGUAUCAGAGGGGGCGACGGCGGGGCUGGAUGCAGGCACUGUAUUUCCCCUUGUCAGACUUUUUAACCUGGGUUUUGCUUUCCUUUUAUGAUUUAUUAGGGCUUCAUUUAUUGUAACUUUCUGCUUUAAAAUGAAUUUGUGGCAAUCGGCGGUCCCACCUUGGCCAUUAAUUUUCGCAAAACACGAAUCAUCGGAGGCCUGUCGUCCUGGAUUUAAAUUCAGAAAUCUGGCGGGUCUCAAAAAAGACUUGUGACCGAUUCUCUGGGAAGUCGAGUCCCUCUGCCUCUGAUCACGGACGUUUAUUAAUGAGCUCCGUGGACACCAGCAGAUUGAAGGGAGGGCAAGGGGGUCUGUUCUGGGCUGAGACGAGCGUCCUUCCGGUCCCCGUUCCCGAAAAAAGGCCAACCGCUCUUUUCGGCCGCGAACUGUCCACUCGAUAACGAUGAUAAAUUGAAGACACCGACUUCUGGGAAGAGCCAAAUCAAUUCUUGUGUAUAUCACAUCUUGGCAAAUUGCAUCGGGUUUCCUAUUGCAUGACUCUAGCGGUCAAACGGCGUCCCCGCUCUCGCAACAUUCCAAAUAUUACACUUUGGGAUGACGUCCAAAUCCAAAGAAUGAAUUUUCUUUUCUUCUCAGGUCCUGCGGCCAUAAAUUUCCACGCAGUUGUUUUGGCCACUGAAAUUGGCCAGAAGUCGGGAUUGACUGCAGAAUUUAUGGCCUUAGAAAUGUCAGAAACAAAAGGGUAAAGCUCUGUUUUCAGGUGGAAAUAGAGGCGAAAAGCGCCAACGGACCGCUUACACUCGGAACCAAGUGCUGGAGUUGGAGAAGGAGUUCCACUACAACAAAUAUCUGACUCGGAAACGACGAAUCGAAAUAGCCCAUUCCCUGAUGUUAACCGAACGACAGGUCAAGAUCUGGUUCCAGAAUCGGCGGAUGAAACACAAAAAAGAGACAAAGGACCGACCAAUGCCUGCGGGUUUGGGCGAGGUGGGAGCGGCAAUGGCAGCACAACAAGCGGGCCAGAAUCAGAUGGCUGUGGCCAAUGCGGCGAUGCAAUUCCCAUCGAUGGGAUUUGGACAUCUCGGAUUUCCCCGGAAUCUCCUUUUAACCAACAAUUACAGUUAA